Molecule: messenger RNA, 261 nt
Organism: Drosophila elegans
Lineage: Eukaryota; Metazoa; Arthropoda; Insecta; Diptera; Drosophilidae
Source: RefSeq, a predicted model, not a curated record
AUGGCACAUUGUCAACUGUAUAAUUUGGCAUUUGUUUUGGUUACUGUGAUGUGGACAGUUCAUCCGGUUGAAGGAUAUUUUCCAGAGCUUCUGGGAUUUUUUCUUCACUGUUCCAACGAGCCCUGUGGGCAACGGGAAACCAUGAACUAUGUGAAGUCUUGCCUCUUUGGAUGUAUUUGCAAAAUGGGCAGGAUUCGGAAGUUCGCUAUCUGUAUUCCAAUUGCCCAAUGUGACGAGAGGACUCCUUUAACCAAGGAGUAA